CCGCACAGCCCUGGAUCUGGCCGUGCCCGUGCCCGUGCCCGCGCCCGCUCCGCCGCCCGCCGUCCUCCGCCGCCGCCGCCGCCCGCCGCCCCGCGGCACCGCCAUGAUUGUGGAGAGCAGCCGGGACGCGGCGCCCGAUGGCGGUGACGGCAGCGCCCUCAGCAGCCCCAUCAACCUCGCCUACUUCUACGGGGCCUCGCCCCACUCCAGCGAGGGCAGCUGCUCGCCGGCGCACUCCGCCCCGGGCUCUCCGGGCUCCGACUCGGACCUCUCGGUGAGCAGCCGCGGCGGCGGCCGGAGGGACCCCCGGGGCGGUGCCCGCCCCGCGCUGCAAGUUGAACAACACAUGGCGGGGGGAAAGCAGCACAGGGGACCUUUCCAGGGGGUCCGUGUGAAGAACUCGGUGAAGGAGCUCCUGCUGCACUUCAGGAGCAGCAAACAGAUGUCCUCGGGCUCCGCCACGGAGGAAAGCAAGGCACAAGGAGGAUUGGUGAACUACGAGCAGUACACAGCAGAGCUGAAAAGCAUACUAGGUCACAGUGGCAAAAGGAAGGCUCCUGAGCUCCUUUCUGAUGGACCUUCUUUCAAACGCCAAGCUACUAUUCACCCACACCUCCUGACGCCACCCCAGACACCAACUUCUAUGGAUAACAUGGAAGAGACUCAUAAAAAUGACCCAAAGCAUGACAACAAUUCUGAUCUGCUUCAGAGCAUUAUAAACAUCAAGAAUGAGUCGAGCCCCGUUUCUCUGAACACAGUGCAGGUUAGCUGGUUGCACACUGUCUCCACUCACAGCUCGCCCGGCGAGCAGUACCAGGACAGCCCGGGAACCCAGGCUUUUUCCCCGUCCCAGAAGUACCAAGCAUUCCAAGAUCACACCUCCCAGCAUAUGCUUGAUCCGCCGCAGCAUUACCAGUUCCCGCCGUCCCAGAACCAAGAUUUGUCACAGAGCUAUCCUUCGGACACCUCCCUGGAGUACAGGCCGUUUGCUGCCAAUGACCAGUCUCCUGGCUACCAGCAGAAUACCUUUGAGAGCCAUGAACUGCAGUACUGCCCCUCGCAGAGCUUCUCCUCCCUCUUGAACGACUCUGAAGGCUCGGAGGGCAUCUCCGCUCCCCUCCAGCCGCUCACCAGUGCCCACCCACAGGCUGAUGUCGGCCCCCACGCUCCGAACUUCAGCUUGCUUUCCGGUAACAUCUGUGGUCAUCUGGAGCGCAGUGUCUCUUUGGCUACUUUGAAUGUCUCUCUACCUGACCAAAACAUUGCCAGAAGCACAACGCAGCUGGGCAAGUCAUUUUUUCAAUGGCAAGUGGAGCAGGAGGAAAACAAACUGGCAAACAUCUCUCAAGACCAGUUCCUUGCAAAAGACUCGGAUGGAGACACCUUCCUUCACAUUGCGGUUGCCCAGGGCCGACGAGCUCUCUCCUAUGUUCUUGCGAGGAAGAUGGCUGCCUUGCACAUGCUGGAUAUUAAAGAGCACAAUGGCCAGAGUGCUUUCCAGGUUGCCGUGGCUGCCAAUCAGCAUCUCAUUGUGCAGGACUUGGUUAGCUUGGGGGCUCAAGUCAACACCACCGACUGCUGGGGUAGAACGCCGUUGCAUGUUUGCGCGGAGAAGGGGCAUGCCCAGGUCCUUCAGGCGAUCCAAAAGGGAGCCAUGGGAAGCAAUCAGUAUGUGGACCUUGAGGCAACAAACUAUGAUGGUUUGACAGCGUUGCACUGUGCUGUCCUGGCCCAUAAUGCCGUGCUGCAUGAACUGCAAAACAGUCAACCACCUCACUCCCCUGAGGUCCAGGAGCUUCUGCUGAGGAACAAGAGCCUGGUAGAAACCAUCAAGACUCUAAUACAAAUGGGAGCAUCCGUUGAAGCGAAAGAUCGCAAAAGUGGUCGCUCUGCUUUACAUUUGGCAGCAGAAGAAGCGAACCUGGAGCUCAUUCGUCUCUUUUUGGAGCUGCCCAACUGCCUCUCUUUUGUUAACGCAAAGGCUUACAACGGCAACACAGCUCUCCACGUGGCUGCCAGCCUGCAGUAUCGGGUGAGUCAGUUGGAUGCUGUGCGCCUGCUAAUGCGGAAGGGAGCUGAUCCGAGUGCCAGAAACUUGGAGAAUGAGCAGCCAGUUCAUCUGGUUCCUGAUGGCCUUAUAGGAGACCAGGUAAAAAGCAAAACAAAACAAGCAACCCUCUCCUUUGCUCCCAUCUGUCCCCACACAAAAGCCUUAUUCCUCUCCAAAAGAUUCUUUUGGUUUUUGAGUUGCAGCUUUUAAGGAAAAAAACUUAGCAAAUGCCAUUUUAUUCAGGGAUCUUUGGUUUUAAUAUCAGGAUCAGACAGACUAUACGAAUACCUGAAAUUACAGGUUUUACUUGUAGUUUUUAGUUUGUCGAUCUCAAAAGCUUUUUCCUGUCAAACUAAGGUUUUUUUCUUUGUAACCUUGUAAUAUCCCUUCUCUUGUUCAUCUCGGUAUUGCCUGAGAUCAUGCUUUUGUUGCUCUUGUCAUAAUUAGUAAUGGCAGUUCUUAGGCCUCAAUAACAAUUGAAGAAAAUCCCUUUUUCCUAGGAGCUAUACAAAUACAUGAUGAAAAAGGUGACUCUUGACCGAAGAAGCUAAUAACUUAAGCAACUGAGUAAUUCUGUUGCCUUUCCUUCAUCCAAAUGCUGUAAAAUUGGAUCAAUUCUGGUGUAACUGAACUCUGAACAUAGGCUCAGAUAAAUAAGGAAUGCAGAGCUGGGUCUAGGUGUUCUUUUUUUUUUUCAGAUGAUGACUCACUUUGGUAUGAUAAAUACUAAUGCUUUGUCUUUUUUCUCUUCUGCAGAUAAGACGUAUCCUAAAAGGGAAGGCGAUUCAGCAGAGAGUGUCGCCAUUUUAAGCUCCAUGUUUCUUGGAGUUCAGCAACUCACACUCACUGUCAGUCAGGCAGUCCUAAUGUAUCUGUAAAUAGACCAUUUGCCCAGUGUGGGCAAAUGUUAGUUGUUUCUAUGAAACAAAAGUAUUUUGUUCACUAUCAUAUAGUGGGUUAUAUAAGAGUAAAAAAAAAAAAAACGCAAACAAUCAAAUUCCUCCGAGCAAACGGGAAUAUUUCAUUCCUAAGUAUGUAGAACAUUCACCUGGAUACCUGGAUUUCAUAGCUACGGCAAGACUGAUGUUAUUUAAACAGCCAUGCAGAUAAAUUCUGGACAAGAACAAUUCUACAGGAAAUCUUCUUAGAGAGGGCUGAUACACGUCAACAUUGCAGAGUUGGUUUUUUUUGUUGUGCUAUUAAAAACACUUAAGUAUUAAGUGCUAGAGACAGCAAGUAUUUUUGAAGUUGAACGUUUAUUUAUGUAACUUUGUAGCUUUCUUCCAGUAUCUCAUGCAGGAUUGUAUAUAGUCACUGGCAUUAUUGUACAGCUGUAUAGUUCUAAGAAUCUAUUGAUCGCUUGGGGAAUGAACUGAAGAAACAAGUUCCUUGAUCUUGAACUUGCAAAUUGCAUGUAGAGUUUUAAUACUAUACUGGUGCAAAUUGGGUAAAUUCUGUUGUUUUGGAAGACUGAAGACUGAAAGUACAGUUAAGAUAGAUUGUCCCUAGCACUGAUUUGUGCGUGCUUUUGGAGUUGUUAAUAAAACAUGAAAAACCAUGCUUCUUCAGGGGACUGUAUCAGUUUUUCUUGUACCCAGUAGAGGUUUUUCUUUUGAUGGGACAAUACAUUAAGGGAGAAAGAUCAUGACUUCUAUAGCGUAUAUAACUUUGUACUUUAAGGAAUAUGAUCCUGAUUCAGUGAAAAUAUUUAGCAUGUGCUUAACUGUGGAUGCAUACUGAAAUUGUUCCAUGUUAAUUAUAAUACUUCAACAUGUGUAAGCCCCACUAGUCUCAGCAGGGCUUAAGCACGUGCAUAAGAAGUUUGCUGAAUUGGGCUCUAGUUAAUACUAGAGUCUUAGUGUUUUUCACCUCCUAAGCAGAGUUAGUCCAUUUAUGGUUUUACCUUAUAGGUAUAGUGGCUAGCCAAGUAAUAUUUGAAGUUAACAUUUUUCUAUUUUUUAAUAAUUAUGGGUAUUAAUGCAAAAUGUAUACUAAUGAUGCUAUAUACUUGUGUUCUGUUGGAGAAAACUUCUUCCUCCUAUCACUUUCUGAACGAUCUGUGCUGGGAUGUAAUCCAGUAAUAUGUUCUCUGUUUGGUCUUUGCUCUUAAACUGUUUCUGCAUCACGUGCAGUUUUCUGCCAUAACCAUUUAAUUAGUCUGAUCGUGCUAUUUUGACAAAGUAUGUCUUGUAGACAAGCUAAGUGAAAAAAAUCUGAUAUGCGGAGGCCUAGUUGCAAUGUAUUUCUUGAGGGGUCUCAUGUAACUUGUGUUUGAAUAAACAUGCUAGUUAAA
Messenger RNA from Grus americana (Whooping crane), 4343 nucleotides. It is a transcript of the gene NFKBIZ, whose product is annotated as NFKB inhibitor zeta. Gene Ontology annotation, cellular component: nucleus. Gene Ontology annotation, molecular function: DNA binding; POU domain binding. Lineage: Eukaryota; Metazoa; Chordata; Aves; Gruiformes; Gruidae. The coding region runs from base 104 to 2260 and encodes 718 amino acids. The transcript has 11 exons. The record is from RefSeq and is a predicted model, not a curated record. Gene Ontology annotation, biological process: regulation of gene expression.